GGUCGUUCAAUAGAAGAAAAAGAAAUUCCCUCUACGUAACUGUGACUCUCCUCAUUGUGUCAGUAUUAAUUCUAACGGUGGGCCUAGCUGCUACAACAAGAACCCAAAAUGUGACUGUUGGAGGUUAUUACCCAGGGGUUAUUCUUGGUUUUGGGUCGUUUCUUGGAAUAAUUGGAUCAAACUUGAUAGAAAACAAAAGGCAAAUGCUGGUCGCAUCGAUCGUCUUCAUCAGCUUUGGUGUCAUUGCUGCCUUCUGCUGUGCCAUAGUAGACGGUGUGUUUGCUGCCAGACACAUAGACCUGCGGCCGCUGUACGCGGGGCGAUGCCAGUACUACUCCAAGAGCACGACCCCACCCGAGGCAGUCUGCCAUCCACAGCGCCGUGCACCCUGCACGCCGAAAAUAAAAACCAACACCUGCUUCUGCUGUGACCUGUACAACUGUGGAAACAGAGUGGAAAUUUCUGGAGGCUACUAUGAAUACAUUGAUGUCAGCAGCUGCCAAGACAUCAUCCACCUUUACCACUUGCUUUGGUCAGCAACGAUUCUGAACAUAGUGGGGCUGUUCCUGGGGAUCAUUACAGCAGCAAUACUUGGAGGCUUUAAAGACAUGACUCCUUCCCUCCCGACGCUGAACUGCACGGUUGAAAAUGCACACCCUUCAGUGUCCUACUACUCCAGGCCACAAGUGACAUCUUACAACACCUACUACCACAGCACUCCUCACCUGCCUCCCUACUCUGCAUACGACUUUCAGCAUUCCAGCGUGUUUCCAGCCUCCACUCCCUCUGGCCUCUCCGAUGACCCCCCGUCGAUGUCACCAUCUCCCAGCUAUAUGUGGUCCUCUAAUGCGCCGCCUCGUUACUCGCCACCCUAUUUUCCACCUUUUGAGAAGCCACCACCUUACACACCCUGAAGAAUGUGGGAAAGAAGAAAAAAAUACUUGCCGUUGAAAUAAUUGUGAAUAUUUUGUAUUUAUAUUUUACUGUGGGAGGGAGCAGGAGGAUAGAUCCUGAAGAGAACUGCAGACACAUAUAUUAGGUUGGACUGUUCUUUCUUGCGAGACUUAUUUCAGAGGUGUAACAACAGAGUGUGGGGAAGGGGGUGUACUCCUGAUGUUUUGCAGUGUUGGUGAGUAGUGGGAGUCCUAAAUUCCAGCCUCCUUGUUUUACCACAAGGUUCAUGUAGUCCUUGG
Messenger RNA from Merops nubicus (carmine bee-eater), 1193 nucleotides. RefSeq names its product transmembrane protein 255A (gene TMEM255A). The transcript has 8 exons. NCBI's taxonomy places the organism in Eukaryota, Metazoa, Chordata, Aves, Coraciiformes, Meropidae. The record is from RefSeq and is a predicted model, not a curated record. The annotation marks the transcript as partial.